AUUCGGUGAUAUCAAAUGGAGGAAGAUAACCAAAGUCCUAGUCCAUCGGAAUCAUCAAUUAAAACUGAUUAUGAUGCCAAAAUUCGAGUCUUGUAUUCCACAAAAAAUAAUAAAUCAGAAGAAGAAUCAGUGUUUGCCCAUCGUCUAGUCCUUUCAACAUUCUCUCCCCUCUUCCAGCAAUUGCUCCAGGAUGCCACGUCAUCAAGCACAUCUACCACAUCUUCCACAUCAUCAGAUGACGUCAUUUCAAUCAGUUUGGAUCUAACAGCGUUCCCAAACGCCCUUGCCGCAUUCAAAGUGAUACUGGAAGCGUUAUACACUGGUGAUAUAAAAAUGAAAAGUGUCGCAGCGAAUGAGGUUCUCGCGGUAUCUCGUCAUUGUCAAAUAUCGAGUCUGGAGCCAAAAAUCAUGUCAGCAGUUGCUCCAUUGCCUUUAAAUCUAGCCAAUAUACUGAAUUGCUCACAAAGUGUACCUUUGAAUUCAAAUCCUUUCCUACAGUACACCUCACCGCCAAUUCAAAACUAUUUGUCCAGUAUGAUCAGUUUAUGGAGUAAUCCAUUCUUCAGUGCACUUUUUGGAAAUACAACUGGUACACCAAGUCUGCCAUUUUCACCACAAUCGGAUACAGAGAAUAGUAGAACACAAUCAGAAGGAAGUUCACCACGUGCUAAUUCAACAUCAACUCCACCAACAACUGAUCUUGAAAAGAUUGUACCAAAUGAUGAUAAAGAAGGAUGGUGUCGAAAUAAGAAAUAUAUUGAAAAAGUUGAUGGCGGAUUUAUGUGCACUGUAUGCCGAAAGAUCUAUGGACGGUACAAUUCAGUUUCAUAUCAUGUUACCAUUUAUCAUAGAAAUCCACCAAUUAAAUGUGAAGAAAAUGGAUGUAACUUUUCAACUCGUGAAGCAAGAUAUAUUCAUUUUCAUAAAUAUUAUCGUCAUCACAUUCCUCUUCCGGAAAAUAUUGAUUUAGGUUCUCGAAAGUGUCCAUUCUGUAGACACGUCUCAAAAAGUCCUGCAAUGUUGGAAAAACAUAUUGCUCGACACGAAACCGAUGGGACAAGUGGUGGCACACCAGGCGCAUUGAAAAGAGCACAGAGCAAAAAGAAAAUUGUUCCAACAAUGACUACUGACGUCAUUGAUCCGAAUGUUUCCUCAAUCUUUGCUCCAACAAAUCCAGCUGGAAAUAUUCCGAUUCAAUGCUCAUUGUGCCCGUUCUCCACUCACUCCACAGAUCUUCUGUUCAUUCAUUUGGCAAUGCAGCAUGCUCAGGAACUUGCACAAUGUUCAGGAUUACUUGCAGAUAAUUCUUCAGAAACAUCUACAUCAAGUAGUAGUGAUGGUGAACCAAUGAUAACUGAUAUUGAUUUAGAUGUGAAACCAUUAAUUGAUCAGUCAUUAAUGCUUCACUUAAAUACUCCAUUAUCUAAUUGAAUUGAUCUUCUUCCAAAUCAUGACCUAUAUUUUACUACUUCAUUUUUUUGUUAGGGCUUUAGAUGCUUGUGAUCCCCCAACCUCUGAAAUUGGUUCACGUUUUCUUUCUAAAUACCCAGUGCCUUUGUAUUUUCAAAAUUCUUUUUUUACAAUAAACCAAUUAAAAAAAAAUAUUUAAA
Molecule: messenger RNA, 1610 nt
Organism: Caenorhabditis elegans
Lineage: Eukaryota; Metazoa; Nematoda; Chromadorea; Rhabditida; Rhabditidae
Gene: btbz-2
Product: BTB domain-containing protein
Exons: 5
Coding region: 16-1431 (471 amino acids)
Biological process (GO): animal gross anatomical part developmental process
Source: RefSeq, marked reviewed